Molecule: messenger RNA, 1075 nt
Organism: Ipomoea triloba (trilobed morning glory)
Lineage: Eukaryota; Viridiplantae; Streptophyta; Magnoliopsida; Solanales; Convolvulaceae
Product: single-stranded DNA-binding protein, mitochondrial
Exons: 6
Coding region: 157-801 (214 amino acids)
Biological process (GO): mitochondrial DNA replication; positive regulation of helicase activity
Cellular component (GO): mitochondrial nucleoid
Molecular function (GO): single-stranded DNA binding
Source: RefSeq, a predicted model, not a curated record
UUAUUUGAGUUUCUUUUGUCUAUCACUCUAUCAUGAGAAAACCGACCUUUACAUGAUCCAUCCAAACCCGUUAAAGACCGGAACGCCAAAACCCUUCUUAUACCCUUGUCUUCUCACGCCUACGAUUUUGAAUUUUCUCACUUCUAACAUAGCAAAAUGAAUUCUGCCGCAUCAAAACUCGUCAAGCUCCUACGAAUCUCUCCUGCCACGAAACCCACUUCUUCACUUGUGAUGGGUGUACAUGGAAGUUCGAGAUUGUUCUACUCAACUAGUCCAUUUCAUAGUGACACUGACAAUGCUGAUGACAUUGACAGUGUAGAAAUUGAUGACAAUGAUUUUGUACCUGAGAGGCGGGAGAUAAAGCUCCAUGGUGUGGAUCCCAGAAAAGGAUGGAAUUCCCGCGGUGUCCACAAGGCAAUUAUAUGUGGCAAAGUUGGACAAGCUCCUGUGCAGAAGAUAUUGAGAAAUGGACGAACUGUAACUAUCUUUACAGUUGGAACAGGAGGCCUUUUUGAUCAGAGAGUAAUAGCAGACAAGGACUUGCCUAAACCAGCUCAGUGGCAUCGCAUUGCAGUACACAAUGAUAUGCUUGGGGCUUAUGCAGUUCAACAACUUACUAAAAACUCCUCUGUUUAUGUUGAGGGUGACAUUGAAACCAGAGUCUACAAUGAUAGCAUCAAUGGUGAAGUUAAAAGCAUACCAGAAAUUUGUGUGCGCCGGGAUGGAAGGGUUCGCCUUAUAAAAGCAGGAGAAAAUGUCAGUGAUAUAUCUUUUGAUGAGCUGCGUGUAGGAUUGCUUUAGUGGAGCCCCCUUCAAGAAUUGUUUAAGGUUUUAACGGUGAGCUACUCAUAAUGAACAAAUGAUGCUAUUGUUGGGAAGUAUAUUCUUGUAGUUCGUAAGAAUUUUAAUUUUCUGUUUCCAUUUACAACUUGAAUAUUAUCUUUCCCAACAGCUAUUAACUACUUUAUCUUAUUGUGUUCAAAGAAAAGCAUGCACUUUUCCUCCUUUUUGUUUUUGUUGAACAAUGGAAAGAGGGGAAACAGUUGAAAAGAACAGCCUUUCUUCUUUUGGUCCA